Aspergillus pseudonomiae is the source of this 419-nucleotide messenger RNA. RefSeq lists its product as uncharacterized. NCBI's taxonomy places the organism in Eukaryota, Fungi, Ascomycota, Eurotiomycetes, Eurotiales, Aspergillaceae. The record is from RefSeq and is a predicted model, not a curated record. The coding region runs from base 119 to 388 and encodes 89 amino acids. The transcript has a single exon.
AAGAGGUCAGUGCGAAGAAGGACAUAAAUGUCGCACGAUUAUGCCUCAGAGUGAAGUCUAGCUAUUCUCCAUCCCUAUUUCGAGACAUCUCUGAGUUUAUUUUACUGCGCCAAAUACCAUGCCCAAGCGGCGUCCCCAGCCUUCGACUCCACCAGACCUACCCACCCCACCAGCCGGUGCAUCAAAGAAACCAUACUACGUUGCAGGUGACGCAAUUUGGUACUGUCGAGAGCGCAGUAUGUCAUAUGUAAUAUCUUCUAUUUGCUAUGAGGGUUUAUCUAAACUAUGUCAGAAACCGAAUGGCGUGAAGGUACGAUUGAUUCAAGCACAUCGAGCACCAUACUGCAAACGGUAUUUUCCCUUCAGGCACGUUGGAGACCUUAUCUGACUUGUUAAGGUGAAAGAUGAUGAAGACGGGA